CAUAACGUCACCUUUACGGGGAGGGUUUUUUUUUUCUUUUCUUUUCCUCUUUUUUUCUCGCUCAAUUUCGUCGAGCUAGUAUACCAGAAAUCAAGAGAAGGGGAAGAAUAACCAACUUCCCUUACGUUUUUUUUACGCCCUUUUGAAACGCCUGGCGCGCUUCUUGUUUGGCAUUCUUACGUCCAGACGUACGAAAGAAAGGGGCGAAAAGUUCGAAGAUGCCCUUCCUGACGCUUGGCUACAAGCGCAUACACUACACGGACUUCCGGCCGGAGCCAGGUCCGGCGAGGGAGACGUUCAUCUUCAUGCACGGGCUGGGCUCGAGCCAGAACUACUACGUCGCGCUCGUGCCGGGCUUCGUGAGGGACGGCUUCCGGUGCGUCGUGUUCGACAGCACGGGCGCGGGGCGCUCGCCGUACACGCAGAUCGAGCAGAGCGUCGACAGUCUGGCGCAGGACGUGAUCGGGGUCCUGGACGCGCUCGGCGUCGGCAAGGCCGUCGUGGUCGGGCACUCCAUGGGCGGGAUCGUCGCGGCGCAUCUGGCGACGACGUGGGGCGACCGCGUCGCGGCGACGGUGUGGAUCGGCCCCGUGUACCCGACAGCGACCGUGGCGGAGACGUUUGCGAGGCGGAUCGAGGUCGUGCGGAGGGAGGGCAUGGAGGCGAUGGCGAACACGAUCCCGCACGCGGCGGUGGGGAGCAGAGCCACAGACGUUGCGAAGGCCAUGAUCCGCGAGCUGCUCCUGGGCCAGACGGCGCAGGGCUACAUCAGCCACUGCCGGGUCAUCGCGAGCGCAAGGCCGCCGGCCUAUGGCGAGGUCCAGGUGCCGGUGCUGGUCGUGGCCGGCGAGGAAGACAAGUCCGCACCGCUGGACGCGGUGAAGAAGAUGUACGACGAGAUUGGCACGGACGAGAAGCGGCUGGUUGUGAUGGAGGGCGUGGGUCACUGGCAUUGUCUCGAGGCGCCCGAGGCCGUCGGCAAGUGCAUUCUAGACUUCUACCACGAGAUCCAGUAGUCGUGGUGGUAGUCGUGGUCGAAGUCGCGGUCGGGGAUGUAGUAGUAAUAUAAUAAUAGUAGUAGUAG
This is a messenger RNA of Verruconis gallopava, 1084 nucleotides long. RefSeq lists its product as uncharacterized. The record is from RefSeq and is a predicted model, not a curated record. The coding region runs from base 219 to 1016 and encodes 265 amino acids. NCBI's taxonomy places the organism in Eukaryota, Fungi, Ascomycota, Dothideomycetes, Venturiales, Sympoventuriaceae. The transcript has 2 exons.